AUGGCUUCGGCCUUCAGCGUAUACAAUGGCGCCCCCAAAAGCUCGCCCUUCACGGUCACGGCGCUCAGUCGAUGGUCCAUUCUGACGAAGCAGCUCCCACCCGUCGACAAGAUCAAAACGCUCCAUGUCUACGACUUCGACAACACACUGUUCAGAACUCCCAUGCCGAAUCCCUCCCUGUGGACUGGACCGACGAUUGGAUUGCUUGCGACCCAGGAAGCCUUUACCAACGGCGGAUGGUGGCAUGACAACCGCAUCCUCGCAGCCACGGGCGAUGGCGCCGAACAGGAAGAGAAGAGAGCCUGGGAAGGUUGGUGGAACGAAAAGGUCGCCGACCUUGUCAGGCUGAGCACGAAGCAGCCGGAUGCCCUCUGCGUGCUGCUGACCGGCCGCUCUGAGCAUGGCUUUGGCGAGCUGAUUAAGAAGAUGAUUACAAGCAAAGGACUCGAGUUCGACAUGGUCAGCUUGAAGCCGAGGGUGAGCCCCUCUAACCAGACGUUUCAGAAUACAAUGCACUUCAAGCAGCUGUUCUUCGAGGCCCUCAUGGAGACGUAUUCGCAGGCGACAGAGAUCAAGGUGUACGAGGACCGGCCGAGGCAUACCAAGGGAUUCCGAGACUUCUUCGCCGAGUACAACAGGCGUCAGAUCGUGGCGCCCACGCGAGGACCCAUCACGGCCGAUGUCGUCCAGGUGGUCGACGUCUCUACCCUCCUUGACCCCGUCGUCGAAGUGGCCGAAGUUCAGCACAUGAUCAACCAGCACAACGCUGCCCUGUGCAAGGAGCCUUCGGGCAAGAGCAAGCUCAUGAUCAAGAAGACGGUCUUCUUCACCAGCUACAUGAUUGGCGCCGAGGAUAUCAAGAAGCUCUUGAAGCUUGCCAAAAUCCCUCCCAACAUACCCAACAGCGAUCUCAAGUUCCAUGCCAACAACAUCCUCAUCUGCCCCAGGCCGUGCCCAGCAAGCAUUCUCGAUAAGGUCGGCGGCAUGGGCAGCAAGAUGUUGUGGGAGGUCACCGGAACUGCCUGCUUGGACAAUUCCAUCUGGGCUGCGUGCGUGCGUCCGGUUCCGCAUACGGCCAAGUUUCACACCGACAACCCCGUGCCCCUUGUGGUUCUUGCGCUUAGGAAAGGCGCUCGUCCCAUGGAUGCCGGCAAGAUCAAGGUUUGGCAGCCGUUGCCGGCCGAGGAGCGCUUCACGUUUGAGACGAGUGUUGACGAAAAAGUCAUAUUGCGCAUCGAGGCAGAGGAUCCCACAGAGGAUGAGUAUCAGAGCCUGUUCGCCAACAAGUCCAACAAGCGCAAGCACAACGCGGAUGAAGAGUGUGCGGGUCGGUCGGUGCAGUACACCAACCGAAACGAGACCAGAAGCUUUCAUACCGGCAGGGGACGUGGCAAGGGCGGCAACCCGAAUCGGGGCCAUCGCAACGCUGCCAGGGGCGGACGAGGCGGACGAGGACGCGGCGGCCAUGGCUACCGAUCUCUCGACGACGUCGAUCCCAGGGGCUCUCUUGGCCGGGGUCGCCCAAUGGGCGCACAGCCAUCCAUCGGUGCAGAUUUACAGAGUUACUACUAG
Messenger RNA from Trichoderma citrinoviride, 1572 nucleotides. RefSeq lists its product as hypothetical. Gene Ontology annotation, biological process: rRNA methylation; box C/D sno(s)RNA 3'-end processing. Gene Ontology annotation, molecular function: rRNA methyltransferase activity; RNA binding; histone H2AQ104 methyltransferase activity. The record is from RefSeq and is a predicted model, not a curated record. The coding region runs from base 1 to 1572 and encodes 523 amino acids. Lineage: Eukaryota; Fungi; Ascomycota; Sordariomycetes; Hypocreales; Hypocreaceae. Gene Ontology annotation, cellular component: small-subunit processome; box C/D methylation guide snoRNP complex. The transcript is spliced from 4 exons.